UUGGUCGUUGGUUCAAUCGGGCGCAAUUCUGUACCGCUUAUCGUUUUCGGUAUUUUUUUGUUGAAAUCGGCCUCGUAAAUCCCGCAGGAAUCUUUUAAAAUACGAUCCUCAGUAGUCUGCACUUUUCUGCGAUAUUAGUUGUUCAUAUCCGCUACCGUUGUGACGAAAAAAGUGUAAUUAAUUUGUUCAACAAAUCUCGCUAUGGAAUGCAAAAAAUGCCUUCUUCCAGUGGUAACAAAAGACCAACCGUACAUAUAUUGCAAUGCAUUGUGUGCCGCAAUUUACCAUGCCGCUUGUGUUGGAUUAAACACUGCCGAGCUCGCUGCCGUGUCGCCUCCGAACAAGAAUAGCUGUUGGAUGUGCGAUGUGUGUUUGGUUGAAUUCGUACAGUGGAGAAAAGAACAUAGUGAGAAAAUGAAUGAACCGAUCGCCGCUACCGUUCCGGAGCCAACGUACGUACUACAACGUGACGUAGAUGAACUGAAAGCUAAAGUUGCAUCUAUUUUGUCGGUGAUUACGUCGCAUGAGAACAAUCACUCGGAUACCAGGAUAUGCCAUUCAACACCGAACUCAUCGCGGCAGAAGGAAGAAGGAACAAGUGAAAUAUCAAACGCAUUUGAUACUGCGAGUCGGUUACCUGAUUCGAUUUGCGACGACGAGAACUUCGAUUUGUUGCUGACUAACAUCGAUGGAAGCGUAUCGGAGGAAGAUGUGCAUCUCAUGGUUUCCCGCUGCUUGGGCACUUUUGAAAAUGAACGCAUUAACGUUAGAAAAUUAGUUCCACGAUGGGUUGAUUGCAGUGCACUUGACUAUGUUUCCUUCAAAAUAGUAUUAAAUCGUAAAUGGAAAUCUGCCGCAAUGAUGUCAUCUACUUGGCCUAAAAACAUUAGAUUUCGAGAGUUUAAAAAAUUGAGAUGCCCGUGGAAACCCGAUGUUUUGUAAUUUGUUUCUAUAUUGUGAAUUACGUGAUUUCAGAGGGAUUAAAAUGUUUUAUUUUGAUGUAAUGUUUUUCUAAUGUGCUAUGUUAUGUUAUCUGUUUGCACUGUUUAGUUUAGAAAUGAUACACGUUGUCUGAUAAAAUUGUAGUUAGUGUAUGAACUUUCAUUGUAUUUCUGUUUUUGUUACGGAAAUUCGUCGUAGUUGUCAAAUGCUUUUGUAGCUUAGUUUUAAGUACACAUCAUUGGGGCAUACACAAGCCUGUUGAUGUAAAUGGUAAAUAAAUAAAUAAAUAAAUAAACCAAU
Aedes albopictus (Asian tiger mosquito) is the source of this 1242-nucleotide messenger RNA. RefSeq lists its product as uncharacterized. The record is from RefSeq and is a predicted model, not a curated record. NCBI's taxonomy places the organism in Eukaryota, Metazoa, Arthropoda, Insecta, Diptera, Culicidae. Bases 202 to 942 code for a protein of 246 amino acids. The transcript has a single exon.